Molecule: messenger RNA, 1648 nt
Organism: Rhineura floridana
Lineage: Eukaryota; Metazoa; Chordata; Lepidosauria; Squamata; Rhineuridae
Gene: NECAB3
Product: N-terminal EF-hand calcium binding protein 3
Exons: 13
Coding region: 148-1227 (359 amino acids)
Biological process (GO): regulation of amyloid precursor protein biosynthetic process
Cellular component (GO): Golgi cis cisterna; cytoplasm; endoplasmic reticulum
Molecular function (GO): calcium ion binding
Source: RefSeq, a predicted model, not a curated record
UUCCAACUACCGGAGAGCAGCCUUGCUUGCUAACAAUCACUGAAUCCAGGGCAUCCAGUGUAACAGGCAAUUGGGGAGGGUUAGAGUAUCUGAGGGACCAGCCUUCCAGUGUCUGUGAAAGAAGAACCAGCAACCUUUAAUGAGAAGAUGAUGGCAUGUACAGAGAUGCUGACAAUGUGCUUGCUCUCUGCCAAGCAUGCUUACAGCCCCAAAUCCACAGAAAGCCUGCAGCACUAUGACAAGGGACUAGCAAUCUUCCACGAUAUUUUUCGGCGAGCUGACAAGAAUGAUGAUGGGAAGUUGUCAUUUGAAGAAUUUAAGAACUGUUGUGCUGAUGGCAUCCUCAGCUCUGAAGAACUGCGGGAGUUGUUCAGUGGCAUUGACAGGUGUCACUCAGGCAAUUUAGAGACGGAGAAGUUAUGCGAUUAUUUCUCAGAACAUCUUGGAGAAUACAGACAUGUCCUGUCUGCUCUGGAGCAACUCAACACUGCUGUCCUGUCAGCCAUGGAUAAAACCAAACUGGUAUAUGAGAGCUCCUCCAAGCUGGAACAGUUUGUGACCCGCUUCCUACUGAGGGAGACAAUGAACCAGCUACAGUCCUUGCAGGUCUCACUGGAGUGUGCUGCAGACACCAUUGAAGAACAGGGUGGCCGAGAAAGGAAUGAUGUUACCAAAUCAGAAGCUUUUGUUGGCCCACGCACUCUCAAAAGAUGUGGUCGUAGAGCUCAGAAGAACAUCUGCCUGUCUCCUACUGAUCCUUAUUCAGGGAUGUUGACCACAGGUGUUUGUGUGGAAACUGACAGCCAGUGGACAACCGAGAUCGACCAACUACAGCAGCUCAUUGACAAACUGGAAUGUAAGAGUCCAAGGCUGGAACCUCUGAAAGAUGACAUGGUCUGCAAAGGAAGUGAUUCUCACAUCCUUGUGGCACAGACACAGAUCUCAGUGGCAGAAAGUGGAUUAGAGGCAUUCUGCCAAGCUCUCCAAUCCUACACAGAAAUCACAGCUGAACAAAGCAGCUGCCUACAUGUGUCUGCCCACAAAAUGACAAAUGAAGACUGCUUCAUCCUGUACGAAUUUUGGCAAGAUGUGGCUUCAUGGAGAAGCCACCUGCAAUCAAACUACAGUAAGAAGUUUCAACGUGCUAUCAAUGACUUACUGGUCUCUCCAGAACUUUUGACCACCAUGCUGUUUCCAGCUUCCUGGUGGAUCAUGAACAACAACUGAUCUCCCCAUGGUGUCCCCUCAAGGCAACCAGCAUGUGGAUGGAUCAAGCACUCUCUUUCAAAGAUAGCCUUUCUCCCAGGGUUGUCCUUCCUCAUCUCACCCCCUUCAGUGUUGCUUUUCUCAUCUCUAUUCAUGCGGAAUGCUUUUAUCUUACUUUCUUCUGCAGCUUUGGAAAUGGGGCAGCACUUUUGAAUGCACCUUGCAAUCCUUCCUGAACAUUUCCUUCCUGCAACCGCCUAUCAUUUUGACACAGAACAUCCAUUCAGAACAAUGCCAUAGCCUUGCCAGACUUUACGAUAAGAACAGACUUUCAUUGUGGACUGUUGGCAAUACAACAGUCAGUUUGGCCAUCCAGCAUAAUGUGAUAUACCUCCACGGUUGGAGGCAGUAAGCUUAUGAAUACCAGUUGCUGGGAAAUACA